This is a messenger RNA of Carassius carassius (crucian carp), 1978 nucleotides long. RefSeq names its product AT-rich interactive domain-containing protein 3A-like. The transcript has 8 exons. NCBI's taxonomy places the organism in Eukaryota, Metazoa, Chordata, Actinopteri, Cypriniformes, Cyprinidae. The coding region runs from base 179 to 1756 and encodes 525 amino acids. Gene Ontology annotation, cellular component: nucleus. Gene Ontology annotation, biological process: regulation of transcription by RNA polymerase II. The record is from RefSeq and is a predicted model, not a curated record. Gene Ontology annotation, molecular function: DNA binding.
GUGUGGGGGUCAUCAUCCCCUUAUCUGUCUGCUGGUGUCUGUUGAGUAGAAGACCAACACUUCCUGUUUCCUGAAGCCCUGCCUUCUGGAUCCGGUUUAUAGAAAGUAGUCCGGUCUGUUUUCAGCUGCGGGGGGAAGUGAAGGGGCCUGAAUCCUAGCGUGUCCUGUUUGCCAGGCAAUGAAGCUGCAGGCGGUGAUGGAGAACCUGCACAGACAGCAGAGAGCCAAACUGCUGAUGGAGCAGGCGGGGCAAUCACAUAGCCCCGCCCCCGUAGGGGAGGAGCUGAAAGCAAUCUCUGUCUCUGAAACCGAGCAGGCACAGAUGGUGGCGCUGGCAGCAAUGCGUGCAGUAGCAGCUGGACUUCAGAGAGCCGACAGCCCUAUGUCUGAACACAGCAGUGGAGGAGAUGAUGAGGAGGAGGAUGAAGAGGAAGGGGAGGAGCAAUACAAGGAUAUGAUGGGGUCUGAUGAGGAAGAACAGAUAAAAAGGAAAUGGGAUGAAGAUGACUUUGAGGGUGAGAUGGAAGAUGACUAUGAAGAUGAUCUAGGUGACGAAGGGCUACCGUCGGGCCGUGAGGCCGUCACCCCAGGCAGAGGCAUCCUCCUCUUACCCCACCGUCAUUUACACCCUCACUCCCAGCUGCUGAAGGCUCGGCCUGGUUCUGAAAGUGAACCGCGGGCAUUGCCUCACCCCGCUCAUUCAUCCCACGGGCCGCUUCAUGGACAGGACCACGCAGACUGGACCUAUGAGGAGCAGUUCAGACAGCUCUAUGAACUGGACAGUGACCCAAAGAGGAAGGAGUUUCUGGAUGAUCUGUUCAGCUUUAUGCAGAAGAGAGGGACUCCAGUGAACAGGAUUCCCAUCAUGGCCAAGCAGGUGCUGGAUCUCUAUAUGCUGUACCAGCUGGUGACAGAGAAGGGGGGGCUGGUGGAGGUCAUAAAUAAAAAGUUGUGGAGGGAGAUCACGAAGGGCCUGAACUUGCCGACCUCCAUCACCAGCGCUGCCUUCACUCUCAGAACACAAUAUAUGAAGUAUCUGUAUCCUUACGAAUGUGAGAAGAGGUGUCUCAGCAACCCCAAUGAGCUGCAGGCAGCCAUCGACAGUAACCGGCGAGAGGGACGCAGGCAGGGCUUCGGGAGCUCGCUCUUCACCUACUCGCCCAACGGGACAUCUGCCAUGCUCUCCACACCCAAACUCUCCAUGCCUCCCAUGGGCAUCACCCUGCCCAGCAAUGGAGCCUCGGUCUCAUCCUUACAGAAAAAUAAGAAAGAGGAUGACGGGGUUCAGACCCGUCUGCCUGCGUCUCUGGCCACUCAUUCGGUAGCUGCGGCCCGGGCUGCGGCUGCACAGGCGGCCACCAUCGCUCAGGUCGCUGCGCUGGAGCAGCUGCGGGACAAGCUGGAGUCCGGAGAGCCCCCAGAGAAGAAGAUUGCACUGCCACUGGAGGAACACCAGCGGCUACUGCAGAGAGCCCUUCAACACAACCUGCUGGCCAUGACAGCACAGAUCCCCAUGAACAUCCGCAUCAACAGCCAAGAGAGCAGGCAAGACUCGGCCAUGAGCCUGACCACCAAUGGCCUAAACAGCAUCAGCAUGUCGUUGGAGCUCAAUGGAGUCGUCUACACCGGUGUUCUCUUCGCCCAGGCCGUGGCGUCGACCUCAUCAGGGGCAUCCAACAAAUCUUCCUCGGGCAACAGCGGGCCACAAUCUGUCCAGCACACACCUACCUCAUCCUCAAACAACCAAUCGCCUUAGCACCUCAGACUCUCUCCGUCAGUGCAAAACCAAAGCCAAGCAACCUCACUUACUACAGAAGAUAUGCCAAAAAAACCAGUGCAGGAAUAACUGAAUCGUUCUCAACUUGAAGUACACUAGCUCAGGUCUCUUAUUUACACUCUCCUUUGUUCAGGAGUCAAAAGAAAUCUAAAAUAACGACGGAGUUUAUUAUAAAGAUGAUGAUAUAAUGUAUAUGCUAAA